Symbiodinium necroappetens is the source of this 939-nucleotide messenger RNA. The record is from the annotation of a GenBank genome assembly. Lineage: Eukaryota; Dinophyceae; Suessiales; Symbiodiniaceae.
AUGGCUGCCAUGGCUGUCGAAGGCGAGUGGCUGAUCAAGUUGGAGCGGGGCUGGAGUGCCUGGAUGGUGGGCGAGCAGAAAUUUCAAGGACCCACCGAGCCUUUCCGCUACAUGUUCGGCAAGACGGAGUUCCAGGUCGACUUCCACAACGAGACCGAAGGCACCUCCACCAACCUCUCCACAGGCAAAGCCCGUGCGCUGUGCUUCGUGGCAAAGGGCCAGGCGCCACCUGCCUCGGGUGAGGAGGAGGUCCAGCAGCCUCAGACCAUUGCCCAGGACAUGUCCGACAAGCCCAUGCAAGCUACGAAAAUUGACAGCAACUUGCCCACCUGCUGCUACCUCGCGACCAACAACACCGCAUCCUACGAAGGUGAGUACCAGUGGCUUAUUGAGCUGGAGAAGGGCUGGAGUCCAUGGAUGCCGGGAAACGAGCCUUUCGACGGUAACACGGACGAGCCUCUGCGCUACACUCUCGGACGCUACACUUUCGAAGUCCACUUCGAGGAUGAGGGCCACGGCACUCAGACAAACCUGACGACCGGUAAGGUCCGUCGCAUCCAACGUCAGCGCAAAGGGGAGGCAGCCCCGGCUUGGGAAGGCACCGGAAUCCGAAGGCGACCCGCCAACGGAGCUGGACCAGCCGACGUUGGUGCAGCGCCUGUGGAGUCUGCUGCCAUGGCAGCGCAAGCCAACCGACAGGUUAGGCGCACUGCGAAUGCUGGAUAUCCUGCGGCGGCUGCCGCAGGAGGCGCCCCGGUUAAGAGCGCUCAGAAGUUCGCUCUCCGCACAUCCAAGCCAGCGGCAGCAACAAGGCCACAGGUGUCUGAGGCUGCGCAUAAGGCAACCGCCGCUCCAAGUGCACCCAGAGCUCCGGCAGCGACGACUGCCUCGAACGGCAACGUUCCUCGCUUCAUGCGGCCACUGAAGUCCAAAGCCUGA